Setaria italica (foxtail millet) is the source of this 1569-nucleotide messenger RNA. Its product is annotated as transcription factor bHLH94. The coding region runs from base 298 to 1440 and encodes 380 amino acids. The record is from RefSeq and is a predicted model, not a curated record. The transcript is spliced from 3 exons. Gene Ontology annotation, molecular function: protein dimerization activity; RNA polymerase II cis-regulatory region sequence-specific DNA binding; DNA-binding transcription factor activity, RNA polymerase II-specific. Gene Ontology annotation, biological process: regulation of transcription by RNA polymerase II. Lineage: Eukaryota; Viridiplantae; Streptophyta; Magnoliopsida; Poales; Poaceae.
CUGCGUCCUCUCUCUCUCCUCUGUCCUCCCCUGCCAUUUCGUCCCCGUCUCCCCGACCAAAUCAUGGCCUAAUCACGCCACUCCUCCGUGAGACCUGAGCCCCCCCGGCCGUCCAUGGAUCCUGCACACACGCAGUAUAUAGAUUAUCCGUCGGCUCCAUAUGAGGCGCCAUGCCUUUCUUCCUCCAAAGUUCUAUGGCUGUCUAGCGAGCCAUCUUGAGGCUGAGCUAUCUCCACGUUACAUGUUGCCAGCUUCUCGCGCCUCCUUGUCCCUUUUCGGAGGGUAAUUUCUUGAGGCAUGGCGCUGGAGGCCGUGGUGUUCUGUGAGGGACUCUUCGGCAGCUGGGCCAUGGCGGCGGCUCCCGGAGGAGGAGGAGGGUGGAGCUGGGGCCAUGGCGGAAAUGAGCAUGGCGGGGCCAUGGAGGGGAUGAUGGACUUGGAAGGGGGCACCGCCGCCGCCGCCGCCUACUGGGAGGUGGACGCAAGCUCCUCCGUGAUGAUGAAAGGGCCUGAUCAGGAGCCGGACGGCAGCUCUGCUGCGCCGCCGCCGCCCGAGAACGGAUGCGGCGGCGGCAAUGCAGCAGCAGCUGGUGCCGGCUUUUCGCAGGAGGUGCUAGCCGUGGCGACAACGGCGACGGUAAUGUCGCCGCCGUCGGCGGCGGCUGGGAGGCGGAAGCGCCGGAGGACGAGGAGCGUCAAGAACAUGGAGGAGGUGGAGAGCCAGCGGAUGACCCACAUCGCCGUGGAGCGCAACCGCCGCAAGCAGAUGAACGAGUACCUCGCCGUGCUCCGGUCCCUCAUGCCGGCGUCCUACGUGCAAAGGGGAGACCAGGCGUCCAUAAUUGGCGGCGCAAUCAACUACGUCAAGGAGUUGGAGCAGCUGCUCCAGUCGCUGGAGGCGCGGAAACACGCCCGCCGCCACGACCCGUCCCCCGGCGCCGGCGCCGGCGACGCUGCGCCGGCGCCCUUCGCGGGCUUCUUCACCUUCCCGCAGUACUCCAUGAGCGCCGGCGCCCGCUCCCCCGCCGCCACCGCAGACACGCCACCCGCAGACGACGAGCAGGGCCCAAACAACGCUGACGCGGACGGCAACAACGGUGGCGACGACGACGACGCCUCGGGCUCGAGGCCGUCGUCCGUGGCAGAGGUCGAGGUGACCAUGGUGGAGAGCCACGCGAAUCUGAAGCUGCUGUCCCGGCGGCGCCCGCGGCAGCUGCUGCGGCUGGUCGCCGGGCUGCAGGGCCACCGCCUCACCGUGCUGCACCUCAACGCGACCAGCGACGACGCCCGCCACAUGGCCCUCUACUCCCUCAGCCUCAAGGUGGAAGACGACUGCGCGCUCUCGUCGGUGGACGACAUCGCGGCGGCGGUGCACCGCAUCGUGGAGGCGAUCGACCAAGAGGAGGGCGGCGCCGAGCUCAGAUCGCAGGCUGAAGAAUAAUGCACUACCUGUAGGCUUUGAUGUCUGAACUGAUUUGCGCGUUUUGUAUCGUCAAGUAGCAAGCAGUGCCCCCUCCUGUAUUUAGCAACUUUGCAUCUCCCAUCUAUGGACGACGUACGAUUUGUUCUA